Molecule: messenger RNA, 3114 nt
Organism: Fusarium proliferatum ET1
Lineage: Eukaryota; Fungi; Ascomycota; Sordariomycetes; Hypocreales; Nectriaceae
Exons: 2
Coding region: 1-3114 (1037 amino acids)
Source: RefSeq, a predicted model, not a curated record
AUGCCUUCCUUCAACCUCUCAAAACUCCUUUGUUGUUGCAAGAUCCCAAAACGCCGUAAGCAGAAUUCGGAAUUUACAGCAAACGAUGUAGCUCUCCAGCCAAUUCCUGUUCUGGCUCCUCCUGCUGAGGAAGAACACCAAGAAACCAGUGAGAAGAACCGACAGUCCAUCAUAGGCUUGCCAAACACGGCUUGGGCAAUACCAGUACGGAAUAGUUCUUUCGAGAGCGGCUCUGUCAUACGUCAGCAUAUGGAUGACGACGAUUCAGAUUCAGAUCAAGAUCGAGCGCAGCCAACAAAAAAGUCCAGCACUGCGUUUGAUAGUGUACGCAACAAGCUCAUUCGCACCAUCUCACAUAGUAACAAUGGAGACCAUCCAUCCCAUGUUUCUGUUGGGAACAGUGAAGAGGAGAUUGCACGCAGAGCCGAAUUGAAGCGCAUCAUGCAUCAAAGGAUUCAGGAUGAACUAAAGUCGGACGAGUCGGAUGAUCAGAUUGAGAGUAAGCCGGCGAACAGUAUUCAGUAUAUGGUUUCAGUCGUUGAUUUGACAUUGCCUAAUUCUGGACCCCGAGAUGCUAUUGAAUUCGGCGUUAGCAAGUCUUUUUCUCGCAAUGGACAUUCUACUCCAUUCGACUUGGAUCAAGUCGAUCAGGACACGCACCAAGACAGUCGAGUUCCUCAACAAGGUGAAAAUAGACCACAAGAGACAUUUUCACAGACAUCAGAGUCAAUUAACGGCGCUGAUGAUUGGAGACAAGAUGACGUGCAUCCAAGACUCUCCCCUUCUUACCCCAAGAGGCACGUUUCAGCGAGUGAAGACGGCAACUUCACACAUUCUCAGAAAUCUUUCCAGCUGUCAAACGGCACUGGACGUCUCGACCGUAUUCUGGGACCAGAUAGCAGCUUCAACAGCCGUCAUGCUUCUUCAGGAGACGGGCAUUCUGCUCUUGGCGUAUGGCUCAUAGCCCAGGGUCUCCGCUCAAGAGACAACUCAACUCUUUUCCUUGACGAAGAAGAUGAACUUGAACCAACUGAAGACACCAAGCUAACUGAUUACAACACUUCUUCACUAACACGGGCGGAGGGGGAUCAUGUCCAAGAGACUCGAGAGACACCAGCAAAUGGAAAUCCUAAUAUGCCCCAUGAACCAACCAUUAUUGACAUACCCAACACGGUGGAAACAUACUCUCGGUCCAAUUUCAAGGCAAAGAAUGAUCGCUACGAAAUAUCAAGCCUAUCUGGAGAGUUGCCAUGGGGCCCGACUGUAACAGCGCUUCUCAAUUCAUUUACCGACAACACGUCUCCAAGUGACCCAUCAAAGUUACGUCCUAGUCCAAGGCAAUCUCAGCAGAAUCUUUAUAAACUUGGCCCCAAGGACCUGGAUAGCAUGGAGUUAUCUCCAUUCAAAUGGCGAAGCUAUACUUCUUCCCAAGACCAGGAAAAUACAAAUGACCAGAACUCCAAGAGUGUGAAUAUCGGCGUGCCCCAGAUAAAGUCCCAGUCUUAUGAAAACUUUAACAACGUUAAAUUUCCAGUGAAGCCUCCACAAGACACGACCUCCUUGGCUCAAUCAGAAUCUGCCAGCUUCCUGCAACGUGAGGCUGAGCUCCGGUCCAUUAGGCGACGUUUCAGUGAAGCAUUAGCACUGAAGAAAUCAGAGAAAAGAGUGGUAACCCGUUUCCGUGAGGAGUUUUCCGAAUCUUCGCUGCCACCAACUGUCCAUAAAUCCUUCAGAAGCAAGAUCCAGCUGGCAAUUCCGAGCCACCUGAGGGCGAAAUCUGAUGGCAUUGACGUCCGAAAAAAAGAUGGCUCUUCUGGGCCACCCAAAGGGCAAAAUUACCUGCUCAUCCCUAUGGAAAGAUUAGGAGGGCACGAAAGAGAAGCGAGUGACAGGUCAAAGGGUCGUUCGAACUUGAGCAUUCGACCUCACAUGAGUCAGCUGCCUACCGAGGAGUAUCAGAAGCCAGGAUUAGAGCACCGAGAGAGCGCAACAGACCUGUGGCAACGGGCCAUCAGACUUGAAGCUGAGAGAAGGCACAGUAGUAGUAUCCAUUUAAGCACAGCAAAGCCGAGCCAGAGAAGUCAGUCCUCCAACAGAUCACUGAAUCAGCCCGGAGCAUCUAGAAAUAGCACCAAAAGUGUCUCAGAUACGGGACGAGAGGCCUCUCAACUAACUCCCACAACGGAUGAGCUGUCCUCGCCAGGGAACUCAAAGUGGCUGAUUGAGCGCUGGGUUGCCACAAUGCGACCUAGGAUAGGGGAAUCAGCUGGAGACGUGAGGUCAACACGACUCACAGAGCCUCCAAAGUCUUGGUCCAGAUUCCCGUCCCACAAUAGAGAGGAGAGGAAUAAGAACGCGACAGAUAGAGACCGGGUGCAUCCUAGAGAUUUUGCGGUCAAGCAUAUGAUGUCUGAAGGUCAGAUUAGAUGGGCCACAGAUGCGCCCCUUGAUGAGGCAGAGCAGCGUGCACGUACUCUGCCACGGUCUUUUUCAACCAAAUUUGGUAACCUGGUCAAGUCAAAGAUGGGACGGAUUAUCCCAUCAAAAGGUAUUAGACAUCGUGUCAGUCAAGAUCAUUUCAGAAGACAUGCUGCCUUAAGUUCAGCUUGUAUGGAAUAUCCCGAAAUGGGGAUUCGCCCUUCCGAAUCUGGAUAUAACGAGCUUCAAGCGCUGGGGAGAGAGAUCAGCAACAUGAAGGGGGAGCUUCACCUACACGUCCCGAGCAGGGAGCUAUCGAAGCCACAGUCUUCCAGAAGCUUGGGUGAUAGAGUAGUUGCUUUAAUGCACGAAGCGAUUGGUCAACGGCAUUCGAAACACGACGAAGUUGCCGAAGUCGCCGAGUACCCAACAGUCCCGCUUACACCAAGCGUGGUCAGAGAGAGUAUUGCUGCAACAGAUGUAUUCGUUACGCCGAGGAGUCGAUUUUCGAAUGAUGCCAUGGACGGAGAAACAAGAACUAGCACAGAAGCAGAAUCCAGCAAGGUGAAAGACCAGAACACACCGCUAACGGGACCCGAGAGCAUCAGGGACACUCCCCUGAGCAAUUCCUCAACCAAUAUCAAAGACGUGGAGCCUCAUACUCAACUUCACACCCCCGAAAAGGGCUCGACUUAA